UGUGGUCUCAAGUUGGCAGCGGCCCAAAUCCAAUAUUCAUCUGUUCUUCGCUUGGGUCCUUUUCAAUCUCCCCACCCACCUUCAAAUCCCCAAAGUCAAUAACCGGAGGAACCACUCUUUAUUAUUAUUUUACCUCUGUUUUUCCCUAUAGAUCAAUCAUAUAUCCUCUGAUUAUUCAUCACAAGGUUGCGUGUGUUAGCGAUUACGUGUUUGAUCGAUUGUUAGCGAUUGCAGUUCGUGUAAACAAUUUGAACGCGUUGAUUUUUGUGGAGGAUGAGUCGAUUUGAAGCGCACUCGUCGGAUCAUCCUACACCGAGUGUCGGUGAAUGUUCUAGCUCAACUUCGUUGAGUAGUCAACAAGAUGUUGAAGAUGAUGGGAUGAUUGCUGCUGUUUUGUCUGAAGAGUAUGCUCAGUUAGAUGGUUCGGUUGGUCGUCGGCUUACUAAUCUGGAACCUGUUCGGCAUGUUCCUCGGAUUAAUUCCUUUAUCCCCAAUAUUAGUGAUGCCAGUUUGGAUCAUCAACGAUUGAGCCAGAGGUUACAUACUUAUGGUUUAUUUGAAGUGAAGGUUUCUGGUGAUGGAAAUUGUCAGUUCCGCGCAGUUUCUGACCAACUAUACAGGUCACCUGAGUAUCACAAACAUGUCCGAAAGGAGGUUGUGAAGCAGCUGAAGGAGUGCCGUUCUCUAUAUGAAGGCUAUGUUCCAAUGAAGUACAAGAAGUAUUACAAGAAAAUUUCUAAAACAGGUGAGUGGGGAGAUCAUGUCACUUUACAAGCGGCUGCUGAUAGGUUUGCUGCAAAGAUAUGCCUUCUAACCUCAUUCCGAGAUACCUGUUUUAUAGAAAUUACACCACAACAACAGGCACCUCAGCGGGAAUUGUGGCUAAGUUUUUGGUCUGAAGUGCACUACAACUCGCUCUAUGAAAUGCGAGAAGCUGUGGUGCAGCAGAAGCCCAGGAAGAAGCACUGGUUGUUCUAAGGAAAGAUUAUCAUCAAAAAUUGCAUUAUUUUCUUUUAAUUUUUUUGUUAUUUGUAAUAGAAUCAAUUUCCCAUUUCUGUUCAUCUGUACACAUUAUACCCCAAUAACUAUCAACUGUCAGACACUAAGGUGAUGUACAUUCAUGUGCAAAGUUUUCCUCUCAAAACAUUAUAGUCAGAAUUGUAACAAA
Messenger RNA from Helianthus annuus (common sunflower), 1168 nucleotides. Its product is annotated as OVARIAN TUMOR DOMAIN-containing deubiquitinating enzyme 12. Gene Ontology annotation, biological process: protein deubiquitination. Bases 274 to 978 code for a protein of 234 amino acids. NCBI's taxonomy places the organism in Eukaryota, Viridiplantae, Streptophyta, Magnoliopsida, Asterales, Asteraceae. The record is from RefSeq and is a predicted model, not a curated record. The transcript has 10 exons. Gene Ontology annotation, molecular function: cysteine-type deubiquitinase activity.